Saccostrea cuccullata (small rock oyster) is the source of this 1484-nucleotide messenger RNA. RefSeq names its product AAC-rich mRNA clone AAC4 protein-like. The record is from RefSeq and is a predicted model, not a curated record. Lineage: Eukaryota; Metazoa; Mollusca; Bivalvia; Ostreida; Ostreidae. The coding region runs from base 395 to 949 and encodes 184 amino acids. The transcript has 3 exons.
UAGAAAAUGAGCACAUGUCUUCAAUAUAUAAACACAUUCUUGAUUCGUGAUUUCAUCAUACACUGAAAAUCGACUCGUGAAACGUGAACAGAGCUAACUUACUAAAUGGCAAUUAAACUAACAACGAUGGAUAAUCAGAUGAACCAGCGCCAUUCUGCUCACCAGCCAGGACAGCGCCCCCCUCGGGCGCCAAAGCGCCACCGUUUUUUCUCGAGCCCGCCCCACCAUCGGGUCUCUAAGACCUCCUGUGUUAAACAAGAGGAGGGUGACUAUAAAAUCAUCAUUGAAGCGUGGGGAGAAAGCUUCUACCCUACCUCAAGUGAAACCGUUCUCUGUUCCUUGUAAUCUGUAUAUAGGGAAUAAUUUCAACGUUCGAAUUUACAAUUAUUUUGCAAUGCAGAAGUCAGUACAGAACAACAAGGAUGGGGGUUUAGUUCACCUGGAUUUUGACCCAGUUAUGCACUUCAAACACAUGAAGCUGUCUACGGCAGCCGAGAAAAUAUGGAGUGUUCCUAAUGCUGGGGGAAAUUCUGUUAUUUCUGAAGUCCUCUCCUUCGAAACGUUCCACAGGUGUUUCCAUGCUAAGCUUUUCAAGACUGAAAUGGAGGUUUCUUACUUCCCAGAAGGGGGUUCAAUAACGGACUACGUUUGUGAAAUUUUCGACACAAAAGUGGGCGUGUCUGUCACACGUGCUAUGAAGUACCGAGGGGACUUCACAGAGGAGGAUGCCCAUCACCUCCUGAUGAAAAAGCUGAAAGGGGUAAACCAAGCAAACAGAAAUACUUUAGAGAAAUGGAAUAAGCAGAUUCUGCAUGUUUGGGUCCAAAACAAGGAGGUAGCUAAUUUGAUCACUAAAACCUUCAACAACCUGUCAAUGGACUUAGUGUCCAGCACUGUAGUGGUCAUCUCCAGGACCCGACGGUCAGACUUCAUCUUCUACAAUCCCUGAGAAGAAGGUCAUGAUUUCAUUUUGAACGUCGGUUGCAGUCCGUCAUCUUGAGGAGGCUAAUUCAAUGUCUUCAGCUUCUCACAGAAAGUUUGUCCGAUGUCAAUACGCCAAUGCCCACUGUUCUGGAUUCAUCUUCUACAAGCCCGCGACAAGAAGAAAACCAUCGGGAGAUGAAUUUUUCCAAGACCCACUGGACAGACUUCACAAUUUACAAUCCCUGACAGAGAGAUCACCUUCCGGGAUAAUGGUGACCGGCACUUGGUCAGAUUUCAAUAUCAGACAAGCCACAGUCAGCAGUGGUACUGGUCAAGCUACAAACCCUGAUAUACAAAGACCAUUCCUAGUGGUCACCUUCAGGCCAUACCACCAGACAGAGACACCCCCCCCCCCCGGCUAAGUUCUAGGUCACAGCCAGGGGAAGUUCUAUAGGAUUGAGCAGCAGGCCCGGCCUAUCAUAGACCUCUACCUGAAUUUUUAAUUCCUGCCAUUCGAUCAAAAAUUCAAACAGAUUAUUACAAAUAAAGUUCAAAUUAAG